AUGGACUUGCUCUAUCACAUCCAGCUACGGACUCCAUCGAGGCCAAACGGUCGACCACGACAGCCCUUCUUUCAGGCGCUUCUCCCAUCCAGCAGAACCCGCCGCCUUCAACUGCUCUCUACGCUCUACUGGCCGUCGCUCAUUGCUUCUUCCCUGCAUCGUGUCUGGCAGGCCCUCCUUAGCUACCGUCUCACCCGCGGGACCCCUUCCAUGCGAUUCCGAUUUGUUGACCUGCUCGGCGAACGAAGAAGAAGAAGCAAAGACAGCAGAGCAACAGGUUCUUUUAUUUCAUAUUGGCCUGGAAUACUUGAGUGCUUGCAUAUAUACGCUUAUUUGCUUCUUCCCAACGACCGCAGAAGCAAGCAUCCAUCGCCUUUCCCUCGCCUUAAGAUAUUCCACUCUUCCUCCGCUGUUGGCUUGCUAUUGGCUUGCUUUCUGGCCCAGAUUCUUCGGCUUUUACCGCCGGCGCUUCGCAUUCUCGCUGCCCAUUAUUAUUAUAUUUGGCAGCAGCAAACACUCCUUGACCGCGACCUCAGGGACAGAUGCCUUUCUUUACUCCGAAUUAUCCCAGGAGGGUUUAUGUUUUUUUAUGCUUUUUCAGCCUUUUUAUUCCUGUCUGCUAGCUUCAUUGCUUGCUUUUUCCUGGUGGUGAUAAAUCGGGUUGUUAUAUACGCAUGCGAUAGCCUUGCAUGCGCCCACGGCAAAACCUGUCGCGCGGCUUUGUUGCUGGCAGGUAAGCAAUCUCACAUCGCCUCCACGGGCAGAGGAGGCAUCGAGCAAGCCCUGGGGAGUCCGGAGGAUAUAGCUAUGGAAGAGACGUCUCCCGCGCGGGGGGAAGAGGUGAGGGACCCCAAUGUCUCCAAGGACGAGCGAGAAACCUCUGCAGCACCCAAGGCCCUGGCCGUCAAGAACAAGCAGUGUCCAUACUGCAAUCAGACCUUUACUUCGUCCUCCCUCGGCCGCCAUCUGGACCAGUACCUCUACAAGAAGAAGCCGGAUGGGGUGCACAAUGUGGAAGAAAUCAGACAGCUUCGCAGCAGUAUCACUCGGCGAACAGCGCGCGGUGGGACAAAGCAGAACAGUCCGGAGGUCUCGACUGCAUCAGGGCCUGCCUCUGGGUCCGCGGCCGCAGUAGGUGCGGCCUCUACUGCUACGGGUCCAGAUCCGCACUCUGUCGCUCCGUUGCAGCUCAACUCAAGUGGUGCAGGCAAGCCAUAUCGACUUUUAAUCAACCAGCCAACAUGGCAUGCUACCGGCGUCAUCAACGACAUUCCCAAUUCCUCCCCGGUUUCACAAUUAAGGAUUCCUUCUACUUCAUUAGAGAGAUCGAAUCGUCUUACUAGCUCGAACUCAACCGAGACUACAAGAGCUCUGGAGCUUGCAUUGAGGGAGGUCCUAGAUAGUGUGAAAGCAGCAGCCUUGAAAUUGUUUCUGACCCGGUUUCACAACAGCAACCAUACCCAGUCCAUCUCUCCUUUCGACUUUGACCUCCAAUCGCAAACGUUUCCUGCCCUGUGCCUCCAGGCAUUACCGCACCCGCCGAGCCUCUUUUCCACCCACCCAUUCCCGUCACCCAACUCAUUCCCUAUUGACCCUCCGAGCGUGAACCAGCGGGAGAUAGUACAGCAAGCAUUGCGCGCCCAGGUCCACCAAUGGAAAUACGACCAGCUCACAGCAGCUAACUCUGCGUCGUCCUCGUCCUCGUCACACCAAAGCCAAUCAUCAAGCCAUGAUGCAGGUAUGAUCGAAAAAGUAGCCUAUCAGCAUGAGGAGAUUAUCCCCCGGCAUCUUGAGCUGUCCCUGCAGAAUUGGAUGGAGCUUUCACCUGCGGCCCAACGGGAGCUGUGGCAUCUUGAGAUAGUACGUGCCUUUGCACGAGAAGCUGAGAAACGGAAGAAGAUUGAGGCUCAGCUACACCGCACACAGCAGGAAGCCAAUCAGUUGCGUGCGCAGGUCGAGAAGCUUGCAUCUUGCCAAUGGCCAAGGGAAUUCGCUAUCUUCCCGCCGAACCUACUGCCCAUAUCCCCUGAUAUCGCCAGGGAACUUGACAGGCAUGAUAGCCGGAUACACUCGCCUGAGUCGUCGAAAUGGGACUACGACAACCUUGUAGCUAAAUGGCAGCGUGUUGUAAUGCACGAUAGAUCCAUGGGGCGAAGCGGUGUGGGUGGUCUAGAUAACACUAACACCGAAGUAUCGGCCCUACCUAGUAUACCUCGCCAGCCCUAUUCAACACGAGUUGCUUCUCCUCUUCAGAGAAGCAAUCAGCUCCCACCUCCAGUUUCAACAUCACCAAAACACCAGCCGCCAUUCCAACGACAUCCCCAUCCUCCACCGUCCCCUGCCAGACAAUCCCCCCGGAACGAAGACAGAGAGCCGAUUGAACCAGCUGAAUAUUUCCGUCCACCCAAACGCCCACGACCGCAUGAGGAUCAGCCGCCUAAUAGGUUUUCCAGCCCAGGCAGCUCAUCUCCUAGAUAUUCCUGGAAUCAUCCACCUGCCCUUGAACCAUACUCUACCCCGCAGAAUCGAUCUAAUUCAGUUUUGUCCCCGACCCUUCCUCGCGGACCCGUGUUCCCGGUCAGUUCUGGAACCCCAGCUACUCCCCCGGCAUCAGGAAGCGCCGCCAGGCAGUCUGGUGGACAAGCUAGCGAAGGUGUAGCCCCUCCACACCGACUGUCAAACGCCUCGGGCCCCACGGAUGGGAGCGGCUCCGAUAGGGUCGAAGCAUCCCCUAAAACACAGAUACAGUAUACCCCCAAAGAACAAGACUCGCGAGAGACACAUUAA
Molecule: messenger RNA, 2787 nt
Organism: Trichophyton benhamiae CBS 112371
Lineage: Eukaryota; Fungi; Ascomycota; Eurotiomycetes; Onygenales; Arthrodermataceae
Exons: 4
Coding region: 1-2787 (928 amino acids)
Source: RefSeq, a predicted model, not a curated record